AUGUUUAUUAUGAUUUAUAUGGUAGUGGGCUCUGUGAUAUUCUACUUCCUCGAAUCGUCGACCGAUCAAGAAAGUAAAGACGAACAAUAUCGGAUAUAUAUCCGAGAACGCGAGCUUCUCCGACGUCGCAUGGAUGAGAUCUUUCACGACCGUGCGGCGCGACGACGAGAAAUUCGACUUCGUUUUAUCGACGACGCUGUAGACUAUUUUCAACAGCAGGUCGGAUACACGGUCAGCAAUGAGUCACAAUGGAGUUUGAUGUCAGCUAUGUAUUACUCGGGAACCCUGUUCACAACUAUCGGAUACGGUGACAUAGCAUGUGUGACAGUAGCAGGUCGAAUUCUUACCGUAAUUUACUCAUGUGUGGGUAUUCCACUAAUGCUCAUCACACUAAACGAUUGCGGAAAAUUCCUUUAUAACAACAUCAACGGUUGUGUGAAGAAUGUGGAGACUUUUGGCACCUAUUUGGGUGUGUUCCGUAUCUGCUCAAAGAGCCGUAGAAAAGAACCGAAGGGUGAUGAGGUGGAUAUGGCAGAACGGGGUGAGCUACAGACAAUUGACGCCUCGUCGCUGGCUUCAGAAUUUGGCAGCUUACCCUCGAUUCGAGACAUUGAUGAAGAAAAUGAUGAGAAAUCACCUCGAAUGAGUGUA
Molecule: messenger RNA, 651 nt
Organism: Ostertagia ostertagi
Lineage: Eukaryota; Metazoa; Nematoda; Chromadorea; Rhabditida; Trichostrongylidae
Source: the annotation of a GenBank genome assembly